Molecule: messenger RNA, 1130 nt
Organism: Prosopis cineraria
Lineage: Eukaryota; Viridiplantae; Streptophyta; Magnoliopsida; Fabales; Fabaceae
Exons: 10
Coding region: 29-817 (262 amino acids)
Molecular function (GO): lyase activity
Source: RefSeq, a predicted model, not a curated record
GGCUCUUGUCUGCGACGAGAGAGAGGAAAUGACAGUAGGAAUGAGCGCUUCAGCUCUAAGCUUGUACGGUCGAUGGCCUUCUGAUUCAUCAAGGCUUGUCAAGGGUUUGUCUUCUCCGCCACCAUGCCCUAGUCCUCAGCCUAAGCUUACCCAAUCUCCGGUUGACAGAACCCUUACUCAGAUCAAGAAUUCUGGUGUCAUAGCUUGUCUUCGGGCAAGUAGCGCAGAAGUGGCCUUGGAAGCUUCACAUGCUGCAAUAGCAGGAGGCAUUUCAGUCCUGGAGGUUGUAAUGUCCACCCCAGGUGUAUUCGAGGUUUUACGGCAGCUAGUAAAGGAGCAUCCUGCAAUGGCUCUAGGAGUUGGGACUGUUCUUAGAGUUGAGGAUGCAAAAACUGCAAUAAAUGCUGGAGCCAAAUUUCUCAUGAGUCCUGCAAUUGUGAAGGACAUCAUGGAUUAUGUUCGAUGUUGUGAGAGUUUAUACAUUCCUGGUGCAAUGACUCCAACUGAAAUAUUGUCUGCUUAUGAAGCUGGUGCCAAAAUAGUCAAGGUUUAUCCAGUUUCUGCACUUGGAGGAGUUCGGUAUAUCUCAGCACUCAAGAAGCCCUUCGCUCAAAUCCCUUUGGUUGCUUCUCAGGGAAUAACAAUAGAUUCAAUUGGGGAAUAUAUUAGGCAAGGAGCAUCAUCAGUAGUUCUAUCAGAUGCCAUAUUUGAUAAAAAAGCAAUUGGGCAGCAUAAUUUUGAAAAGAUAUUUGAACUUGCUCAAUCUGCAGCUCUACUGGGUAGCAAUGCCGUGAAUCGGAGAAAAGAAGAGCUCUGAUGUACUUCAGUUUUGUUUUUGCCCAUUUUUUUUAAUUGACAUGGGUUCUUUCAGCAUAAGGCCAUGUUUUUAAGGACUCUUGUAUAUAAAUUUAUGAUGUUAGGUAAUAAUAUUCUGGUUUCUUUUAAUGUAAAUGUAGGGUGUAUGUAUUUUAUUGCCAUCAUAGGACACUGUUCAUAUUUAAAUAGAUAAACGGAGCAUGGGGGUUAACUACCUGGCUUCUUGGUCCUUUUUUACUAAGGAAUUUAUGCACUAUACCAUUCUCUUCAAACUUGGCAGUUGGCACUUGGAUCACUGUCACUGUAAAAUAUUA